Molecule: messenger RNA, 3197 nt
Organism: Stylophora pistillata
Lineage: Eukaryota; Metazoa; Cnidaria; Anthozoa; Scleractinia; Pocilloporidae
Product: synapsin-2
Biological process (GO): neurotransmitter secretion
Cellular component (GO): synaptic vesicle membrane; synaptic vesicle
Molecular function (GO): metal ion binding; ATP binding
Source: RefSeq, a predicted model, not a curated record
GCUUUCAUAUUUGACAGUUACAUAUUAAUUAAAUAUUUUGUUUCUGUAAAUAUUUCUUGAAACGGAUUUCCAAACUGCACCAUAAAAUUCACGCAGUUAAAAAUGUACUCAGAACUGUUUCGAGUUUUUCCACUUGCUAAAAGCUGGUCUAAAAGGUGUCUCAAAAUCUUGUUCAUGCUGAGUUCUUCCAUUAGAAGCCCCAAAGGCUUCGUUUGUUGCUUUUGCAUUAGAAUAUGCAAUGAAUUGGUCACCGCUGUCAAUUGGUGCGCAAACAAUAGAAUUGUCCUUCAAUGGUUUCGUGGAACAGGUGCACCGGUUGAGUGUUGUCUGAAUAUUUUAAAAAUACACAACGCGCUUGUAUUCCUGGGUUUUGCCCAAGCAAUUGCUAGGGUAAUACACCGAACUACGAGUUGGCUGUUCGACGGAAUUGUGAAGGGUUUGUUGCGUGUUCGACACAGGAAAAAAAAUUAUCGAUUUGAAGAAUCGAGCCCAACGGAAAUAACAGAUUGAGCGGUGAAGGAAGAAUAGAGCCUAAUUUCUCUGCUCAAAGCGUGUGUUUUGAGAAGUUCUUUUAAUAACCUUCUACAUUACAAGUCUUCAAGAAUUUUAAACAAAGCUCAAGUGUGGUGACAGCGUGAAAGAUGGAGUUUUUGCAGAAGUUGAAGAUAUCAGGUGGAGUGAACUUGAGCAACCUACGCCCUUCUCGUUCGGAUAGCCAAGAGCGGACGACAAAUUUUACUUCACCUUCAAGUCCGAAGCAUGAUUCGAAGGAAGAAGUUUCGUCUUUGCCGCCGAGAGGCUCGCCCGCCGCGAAAAAGAUGAAAAUUCUUCUGGUCAUCGAUUCACCUGACACUGAUUGGGCUAAGAUAUUUAAAGGACGACAACUUCAUGGAGGAGUUUAUGACGUGCGAGUUGAACAGGCGCAAUUCGCAGACUUGAAUCUGGCUUCUUACUCUGACAGUGGCACAAUGGUGGAUAUCCAGGUGUACCGCGAGGGCACUGUAGUCGUCAGGUCUUUUCGCCCCGACUUCGUUCUCGUUCGACAAAGUGUGCGAGGUGUUGGACCCAAAGAAGACUAUCGCAACAUUCUCCUUGGAUUACAGUUUGGCAACGUUCCCAGUGUGAACUCGCUCACAUCGAUUUACAACUUCGCGGAGAAACCAUGGGUGUUCGCCCAACUUAUUCAGCUUCAGAAGAGACUGGGAAAGGAUGAAUUCCCAUUGGUCGAGCAAGCGUACUAUCCAAACUACAAGGAAAUGUUAAUAACUCCAAAAUUUCCUGUUGUGGUAAAGGUUGGGCAUGCGAACGGCGGUUAUGGCAAGGUUUGUGUCCACAACCACCGCAGUUUCCAGGAUAUCGCGAGCAUUGUUGCUCUGACGGAUACAUAUGCCACAACUGAACCUUUUAUUGCAGGCAAAUGCGAUGUUAGAAUUCAGAAAAUUGGCACCCACUACCGAGCUUUCAAACGAACAUCCAUUUCGGACAAUUGGAAGACCAACACAGGGUCCGCUGUCCUUGAGGAAAUAGCUAUCACAGACAGGUACAAGAAGUGGGUUGACGAAUGCAGCAAGCUGUUUGGAGGUGGCCUUGACAUUAUGUGUGUGGAGGCUAUUGGAGGGAAAGACAACAAGGAAUACAUCAUCGAGGUGAAUGACACCGCCAUGCGACUCUUCAGUGACACACAAGAUGAAGACCAGAGAAGGAUCGCUGACCUGGUGGUCGCGCGAAUGGAGAAGGAGUAUCCACCGACUCUAGAACCCAGUACCGCCACGGGCGCCGCCCUCACAGGUGCUUUUAAGGUUAUCGGGGGUCCCGGUGCGCCGACAGUUUCUGAAGGGGCAACGAAGACAGAAAAAAAGAAAAAUGGACUAUUUAGUGGUUUUAUCGAUUAGAACUAUUUAUUGUUUCAAUUAGGUCGCAGCUAUAUGUGUUAAGAGUUAUACUCAACUCGAUUGACGUAUACCAGCACACCAUGUUUAGGCGUUUCUAGUCGAAAUGUUGGACUGUUUUACGAGUUCUUAGGGAUGGCGUUGUUAUAUAGUCUGAAGUUUUAACGCCAAAGUGCCGCUGGCUUAUGUGGGAUGAAUUUCUUACGACGCAGCGGAGUGUGUUCGGCCAAUCAGAUUUAACUGGCAAUUAAUGCUAACCAAUCAAAUAAUAGAAUGCAUCUUUAGUGAGUGGGUUUGUCUGCUUCAGCUUGAAAACGGAAAUGACUAAAACAUUCUGAUCAGGAAGUAUGGCUAUCUUGGCAAUUUACCAAACAAUCUAACACUUACUGACAUAUCACACUACUGAUUUAGACAGUUAGCAAGGAAAACAGUACAAUUGCCUAAGGUUGUAAAACAACAAAUCCAGCUAGAAUUUUUUGAUUUCACCGUCAAAAGUUUAAUUGGCGUAUUUCUUUUGUACAUUUCACGUAUAAUAGAGCUCGUAAUUUCAAACCAGCGGAGCGCUCGAGCUCGGCCAAUUUGAAAUCACUCGUGAACUUACAUCCCGAAUUUUCUCCACUCAGUCCUAUUCUCAAAACAGAAAUUUCUUUUGAGUGUGGACAGUAACCCAGGAUUAUUUUGGUUUUCUUUACUUCGCUUUGCAGUUGGUCCAGUCUACUCGCGCCACUUUUCUAACCAAUCAGCCAACGCAGCUUAGUCAUCCGGGUUUUCCCGCGCUUAGGUCAUCUGCGUUUUCCUGCGCUUUAGACGGUUUCCAUGUCUUAACCAUGACUUCAGAUUGGCUCCUUGUGGUAGCUUCCUUCGUUCUGAUUGGCUGUUGUGAUCAUUUUGGUGUUUGUUUUACGACACUCAAUUGAAAUGUUCUCCCCUUUUUAGAACACACUCUGUUCAAUCUAAGCGCGAAAAAAUAUUUGCUAACAUUCCUUAGAACCUUCUAGCUUGCCGUUUGAGGGAAAGUGCAAAUUCCUUUUCGCUUAUUUCUAGAACGUUAAUUUAUAGUGAUGAUAUCUUGUUGAGAACUCUAUUGUAAAAAAAAUGUAUCGAAAGUUGCUAGGAAAUGAAUCAAAAUUUGAAUUCGUGUGUGAUUUUUAUAAAUUUAUUUAACCUUUAGGGUUUUUAAUCUUGUUAUUUAUAUAAGUCAAUAACUUAUAAUGCUAGGACUCGUCAGUUCGUAGGUUUGAAGGGAGUUUGAAGUGAAUAUAUUAAUUUCAAACUACUGAACAAGUCAAUAAAUUGCGUAUUGCCGUG